CAGCGGGCACCGAGUCGUCUGGCAGAACAGCGGGCACCGAGUCAACAGGCACGACAGUGGGCACCGGGUCAUCAGGUAUGACAGCGGGCACUGGGUCACCAGGCAUCAGGUCAUUUGGCUUGCCAGCGGGCACCGCGUCAUCUGGCAAGGCAGUGGGCACCGGGUCACCAGGUAUGACAGCGGGCUCUGAGUCAAUUGGCACGACAGCGGGCACUGGAUCAGGUACCGGAUCAUCUGGAUCAAGAGCGGGCAUCGAGUCAACUGGCCUAAUAGGAUCGUCGGGCUGGAUCAGUUCAUCAUGCUGAGUAGCGGCAUCAGGCUGAGGAGAGGCAUCCGGCUGAGGAGAGGCAUCCGGCUGAGGAGAGGCAUCCGGCUGAGGAGAGGCAUCCGGCUGAGGAGAGGCAUCCGGCUGAGGAGAGGCAUCCGGCUGAGGAGAGGCAUCCGGCUGAGGAGAGGCAUCCGGCUGAGGAGAGGCAUCCGGCUGAGGAGAGGCCUCAGGCUGAGGAGAGGCCUCAGGCUGAGGAGAGGCCUCAGGCUGAGGAGAGGCAUC
Molecule: messenger RNA, 550 nt
Organism: Staurois parvus
Lineage: Eukaryota; Metazoa; Chordata; Amphibia; Anura; Ranidae
Source: the annotation of a GenBank genome assembly